Cydia fagiglandana is the source of this 1441-nucleotide messenger RNA. RefSeq names its product gustatory receptor for sugar taste 64f-like. The record is from RefSeq and is a predicted model, not a curated record. Gene Ontology annotation, cellular component: membrane. Gene Ontology annotation, molecular function: taste receptor activity. The transcript has 10 exons. NCBI's taxonomy places the organism in Eukaryota, Metazoa, Arthropoda, Insecta, Lepidoptera, Tortricidae. Gene Ontology annotation, biological process: detection of chemical stimulus involved in sensory perception of taste; sensory perception of chemical stimulus. Bases 131 to 1426 code for a protein of 431 amino acids.
ACGACAAAACUGGAGCUUUAAAGCAUUGCAAGUAUCUGUGAGUUAUUUAAAAUAUUAUUUGAAGCCGCAACUGUCGUAUCAAACUUCUUCUUGUUUUCCAGAUAAUUUAAAAUUACAACCCGAAAUUUUCAUGACCCCUUUGCUAACGGCCGAUUACAAUGGCUACCAGGCUACAUUUCAGGAAGCCAUGAAGCUCACUAUCGUUAUAGGUCAAUUCUUUGGAUUAAACCCUGUGACUGGUGUCUCAGAAAUCGACGCGACCAAAUUAAGAUUUCAAAUACAAUCUUACAGAUUUGUCUACAGCCUUUUGUCAAUCAUCGGGCAAUGUACUGUUGUGUCUUUUUGUUUACUGAAGUUAUUUACAGAUUCAAACCCUAAUCUCUCUGCAAAUUCGGCGUUAGUAUUCUACGUCACCAACUGCAUAACGACUAUAUUAUUUCUGCGCGUUGCAACAAGAUGGCCAAGGCUCUGCCAACUUAUAUCAAAAACCGAGGCGUCCGACCCAAGCAUUGAUCGGACACUUAUUAAAAAAUGUAGGGUGUCAUGUGUACUAGUCCUAACAAUGGCUUUGCUGGAACACAUUCUAUCCGACAUGUCAUCGAUAGCGGGUAUUAUAGAUUGCCAGAAAGGAAAGAAUGUAUAUGAAACGUUUGUAGUUGCCAGUUGUCCUUGGAUUUUUCAAUAUACAGGAUACAGUCCUUACGUAGCAAUUUUUACACAGAUCAUCGGCCUCCAAUUCACCUUUAACUGGAACUUUUCGGACGUGUUUGUGAUUUGCAUUAGUUUUUAUCUAACGUCUCGACUCGAACAAGUGAACCGUAGAAUCGAAUCAGUUUUUGGAAAGCACGCUCCCUCCUCGUUUUGGCGCACUCUGCGUGAGGAUUAUAGCCGCAUUACGGGAUUGGUUCGACGGGUCGAUGACGUCAUAGGAAGCAUAAUUUUUAUAUCGUUCGCUAACAAUCUUUUUUUCAUUUGCCUUCAGCUCCUUCACACGCUGGCGGAGGGAAUAAGAAGAAAUCCUUCAUGUAGGCUAGGAGAGCCGGAUGAAAGACCAUUUCAAGGCUAUGAGCAAACGGUAUAUUUCGUGUACUCGUUCGGGUUCUUAAUCGCGCGCUCGCUGGCAGUCUCGCUUAUCGCUUCGCGCGUGCACACCGCCAGUCGGGAACCCGCGCACGCACUCUACUUUGUGCCAUCCACAGCUUACUCUGUAGAGGUACAAAGAUUUUUGGAUCAGAUACACGGAGAUACGAUUGCUUUGAGUGGCCUUAAAUUUUUCAAUGUAAAACGUGGAUUAGUUUUAACGAUAGCUGGAACCAUUGUGACUUAUGAACUUGUACUGAUGCAGUUCACUGGAGUCUCACCAACGCCAUCACCUUCUACCAUUACUAUACCAAUAUUUAUUAACUCUUCUUAUAGUAAAGUUUAAUAAUGCUUAAGUAAA